Molecule: messenger RNA, 1380 nt
Organism: Lycium ferocissimum
Lineage: Eukaryota; Viridiplantae; Streptophyta; Magnoliopsida; Solanales; Solanaceae
Exons: 4
Coding region: 1-1380 (459 amino acids)
Source: RefSeq, a predicted model, not a curated record
AUGGAAAACUUAAAGGAAAAAGGUUCAUUUUCAAAGCCUAUUAAUGUAAAAGUGAAACAAAAUGGAAGACAAACAAGUGGUAUCAGAGCAGAAUUGGGAGGACGGUUCAAUGACAGGUCCAGAGAUCAAGAAGAAAACCCUGAGUUAAGGGACCUGGUCUCCAAAGGAAGAAGGAAAUGCUAUCUAACGGUUGACCUUGCUGAGGAACCAAAACUCUUCCUGAAUACUAAUGAAAUGGACAUACAGGACUCUAAAAUAAAAGCUACAAGUCAGUCCAUUGAUAAUUUUGAGAAGCCAAGUCAAGACAAAGAGAACCCGUUCUCUCAGAGCUUGCAAAGAAAAGAGACUGAAAGUAAAACGAUUAAAGCAAGCAAUAUGCAGCAAGAUAAAUCUCCCUCCUCCGAGUGUCAGGACAAGGUGAACAAAUCACCUACAAAAGGUGUAAGGUCGUCUGAAGAAGUAAAAGAGGCACAUGUGCCUUCAACUCAAGAAGAAUCUGAAUCCAAAUUCAAUACUCUUUCUGGGAAAGACAAGGCACCAGGUUCUUCGAAUGCUAACCUAGACUUAGUUAUCAGCUCUAAAAUUGUAUCCUAUGAUGCUGUACCAUUGGCCAAGAUUUUCCCUGAAAGGGAUCAUAGUCAUGAUGCUCAUAAAAAUGAUUCUAAUGAUGAUGAGGUACUUCUUGCUUCUGUAAUGAGAAAAGGAUCUAGGAGCAAAUCUAAAUCCUCAGUAAGCAAGAGCUCUAAAGAGGAGGCUCUAGAGUCAGCUCUCAAAGCAAAUAAAGCAAAAGGCAUUAAAAGGACUAGAAGUGCUUUGGUAAAAAGUCAUUUGAUUGAUGAAGCAGAGCCAAUAGAUGUGGAAGCUGCAGCUGCAUAUGAGAAAGAUAAAGAUUUCGAAGUAAGAAGAGAUGAUGCUCCUAGUGAGAAGAAAAACUGUAAAAAGAAGAAGAAAGGUGAAAAGGAAGUCACUCAAGAAAAGAGUGACAAGUCAAUGAAAGAAUCAAAUAUCACAAAAAGGAGAAGAAGCAGAAAUGAUGAGGAGUCAUGUUCCAUGAAAAGGCCAAGGGUGGAUCAAAGUGUAAGUGAAGAAGAAAGAAGAAAAACCUUCAAAAAUCAAAAGGUCUUGCUAGGCAGGGUAUUCGAUCCAGAGGUAGCUAGCCAUUUUGGAACGAGAGAUCUACUUGAGAUAACUGAGUUCAAAAAAUGGGAUCACUUGUUCGCCCUGCCAGUUCCAAGUGUCUAUAAGGCGCAGGUGUUCUUUGAAAAGCUUCAGUAUUCAGACGACCAUGGCACUCUGUAUACAUCUGUCAAUAGAACUAUAUUUGAGUUAACUGAGGAGACACUUGGAGCAAUUCUGAAAAUUCCUACGGAAGGAAUAUGA